Messenger RNA from Punctularia strigosozonata HHB-11173 SS5, 6168 nucleotides. RefSeq lists its product as uncharacterized. Bases 1 to 6168 code for a protein of 2055 amino acids. The transcript is spliced from 41 exons. Gene Ontology annotation, molecular function: histidine phosphotransfer kinase activity; metallocarboxypeptidase activity; zinc ion binding. Lineage: Eukaryota; Fungi; Basidiomycota; Agaricomycetes; Corticiales; Punctulariaceae. The record is from RefSeq and is a predicted model, not a curated record. Gene Ontology annotation, biological process: phosphorelay signal transduction system; protein autophosphorylation; proteolysis.
AUGAACUUGCUCGAUCACCCCAUCCUCGCGUUAUGGGCAGCCGUCCUGGUGGUGGUCGCACGACCGUCUGCGGCAGACCAACACCAGACACCUCUGCGUCCCGACCGCGCCGCAUUCAAUGGAGAAUAUGGCAUCGGCACGAUUGACCCGGGAACCUUCCAGCGCGUCGCAGUUCGGACGGAGGAAAGCAUCGAGCGACUGGCAUGGCUAGCCGAGGCGAGCAUAUGCGCCUAUCAUCUCGACGUAUGGCACCUCUCUUCAGAACAGGGUUACGCAGACGUAUUCUUCCCGCCAGCAGCGACGGCUACCUUGAACCAUACUUACUUCCUGAGCGAUCCCGGGCUCCUCCUCCUCCAUUCCGUGCCCAUAGCCGAUCCGCUUCCAAAUCCGCGCCGACGCGAUGACAACGUGAAGACGAUGAAGAAACUGAACGCUUUCCAUCGAAAGUAUCACUCGCUGGAGGAGGUCGACGACUUCCUCGACCGUCUGGUGGACGAGCACCCGAACGUGACGCAAGUGACAACGCUAGGACUCAGCGCGGAAGGACGGGAAAUGCGUGCGCUGACCAUCGGACGCGCUGUGGAAGAGACGCCGGCGUUCAUCAGGGACGACCCUGUUCAUCGGAGACGCGAUAACGCGAAGAAGAAGAGAGGCCGGAAGCUUGGUUUCGUCAUCAUGGGCCCGCAGCAUGCCCGAGAGUGGAUAGGAACGGCAUCGGCGCUUUACUUCGCCCACGCUCUCGCCUCUAACAACUCCGACAUGGGACUCAUGGGCGACUUGCUCGAUCUAUUCACCUUCUACAUCAUCCCGGUACCCAAUCCGGACGGAUACGCAUAUACCUGGGAUCCCCAAGGCGACAGGUUCUGGUACAAGAACCGCCAGAUGACGGAGCCUGAUCAAGACGCUCAGUGCCUCGGUAUCGACAUGAAUCGUAAUUGGGGCUACAAAUGGAAGAAGACCGCGCCGCACAUGCCCACAGGUCCCACCAUUCUCGGAGACGUUCGAUCAUCCGGCGAAGCCACCAACGACGAGGCGAUGUGGGACGACCUGAAAAAGAAGAAGAAAGCAAAGAAGCCGCCUGCGUCGCCUUGCUCGCAAUGGUACCCGGGCCAUCGCCCCUUCGAAUCGCCCGAGGUGAACAACAUCGCCAACUUCAUCGCAACGCUCCCCGACCUCGAGGCCUUCGCCGAACUACGGAGCUACGGGCAGAUGCUGAGCACGCCUUAUUCGUUCUCGUGCAAGAAGCAGCCAGCGCACUCGGAGGACCAACUCGAGGCAGCUGUGGGCGCCGUUAGCGCCAUGAAGAAAAGCUACGGUACUGUCUACACGGCUGGCCGACUCUGCGAAACGCUUUAUCCCGCGCGCGGAAACGUCCUCGACUGGGUGCACGCCAAGGCGGGCGUCAAAUACGCGUUCGCCGCCCAUCUGCGCGACACUGGCACGUACGGCUUCGCGCUCCCUGAGGAAUGGAUACGACCCGUCGGUGAAGAGACCGCGGAUAUGAUCCGAUACAUCGCGGAAUUCAUCGACGGCAUUCACAAGAGUGUCGAUCCCUACUGCUGCACUUUGUACCCCGCCACUAUCGCGGUUUGGGGCGCACUACUCUUCGAUUCCAUCGGUCAACUCCUAUACUCGAACCCUUCUCUCGAGGCUUGGGCAGCGACACAUGCUAUCUCAGGGGGCGACCUGAUCUCCCAAGUUACGACGCGACUUCACGACUUCGCAGACGUUCCGUCGAGGCUGGUGACCAAAUUCCCGCAGGCGGGGCCGGGUUCGGCGCUCUUGUGGACUGUCACCGGGGAUGGGGAGCGCGUUUUGGUCGUGGGCCAGGAUCACCAAUCCCAAAAUGUACUGUCCGUGCCUGAACCUACAGCGCGGCCGAUGAUCCGUCUUCCUUGGUACGAGCAGAAGAGGUUCAUCUGCAUGCAGACAGGCGGAGGUGAGAUGGGCGACCUCGUCAGGGGAUUCGAUUGGGCAUCUACGUCCUUGGGCGCGCUCGAGACGUGGUCGCAAUCUCUGGUCAGUUUUGUUGGCUGCAUGCUUCGCAACCCCACACCUAUGUCCUUGUACGUCGGGGAAGAGCACCUGGUGAUGUACAACGACGCGUUCAAACCUGUACUCGGACCAGGUAAACAUCCUCGCUCUCUGGGACGACCUGCGGAGGAGGUCUGGGCUGAGAUAUGGGAUUCGAUCGAAGUGCCUCUGAGGCAGGCUCUUCAGGGCCGAAGCUACUAUCGUGAGAACGAUUUGCUAUUCUUCGAUCGCCUUUCAGACGGACCCAAUAGUCUUGAGGAGGUCUACGCGUCGUGGUCUUAUACACCUAUAUACGACGAUUAUGAAGUCAUCGCUAUUCAGCUCAUAUUAUACGAACAAUCACAGAAACAAGAUCCCAUCGGCAUGCGACGUAUUUCCACUCUAUCCGACCUAGGAUCUCGGCUGCUGAGCGCUAGACGUAUAUCCGAUCUAUGCCGCAUGUCCUGUGACGUUCUUCGCCAGCUGGACCACGACCUACCGUAUUGCCUCGCGUACACCCGAACGAUUUUGCCGACGGACGACGACGCUUUCAACACCUCCAACUCUUCGUCCGUCGGAUCUGCAUCCAUGACAUCGAACUCACAGGCGUCCUUGGAGUCGACCCGAUUCAAUUUUUCCCUAGAGGAGACUGUCGGGUGUUCGGCUGGCUGCGCUCUCGCGCCAAUGCGGAUCGAUAUCGACAUCGAAGACGAGGCUUCUCCGACUGUGCACGACAUCUUGUGGGACGAUGCUAUUCGGAAGAUGUGCCGAACUGGGACGUGGGUCGAAGCGCAGGUCCUGGACCGCUUCCUCGCGGACGUACCUCAUCGAGGAGUUGCGAGAGCUCGUCCGAGCAGAGCUAUCUGCAUCCCGCUAAAGCAUGGCUGUGAAGUACUGGGAUGCACCAUCUUCUUGUUGAACCCGGCUGCGCCUUGGGGACCGCAGUUCAAGGCGUUCAUGUCUGUUCUCGAGAGACAGUUGAGCUUAAGCGCGACCAUGGUCAAAAGCUACGAGGACGAAGUGCGACGGAGUGAGGAACUAGCGGCACUUGACAGAGCCAAAACUGCGUUCUUCACCGGUGUCAGUCACGAACUUCGGACGCCGCUCACGUUGAUCCUGGGUCCGGCGCAAGUUCUGGGCUCCGACACGAGGCUCACCCCGUCGCAGCAAGCACAGAUCUCGUUGAUCACCGGUAACGCUAAGAGAUUGCUCCGUUUAGUCAACUCCAUCCUGGAAUUCUCUCGUGCCGAAGCGGGUAAACUCAGUGCUCGAUUCACCCCUGUGUCUCUGGGAAAAGUCACCGCGGAGCUGGUCUGUUGCUUCCGUAGCGCAAUAGAGAAUGCCGGGAUGGAGUUGAAAGUGGAUAAUCGUGCCUCGGAUGACUGUUUGGUGUGGGUGGACACCGAGAAAUGGGAGCAGAUUGUCUUUAACAUCAUGAGCAACGCUUUCAAGUUCACCUUUGAGGGUGGAAUUCAUGCCCACAUUUACGCCCAUGAGGAUGAGUUCUUUUUCGAGAUCUCGGAUACUGGCAUUGGUAUACAGAAGGAACAUCUUGGCACUAUCUUCGACAGGUUUACGCGGAUUGAGAACCUCAGGGCGCGCAGCGUGGAAGGAUCAGGCAUAGGUUUAAGCCUGACAGCCGAACUUGUCAAAGCGCAUGGGGGAAAGAUAACCGUGAAAAGUGUUCCGGAUAAAGGAAGCACCUUCCAAAUUCGCUUGCCCCUGGGUUACUCUCAUUUGCCAUCUCAUUCUUUGCUUCCGCCGUCUGAAGAGAAAGGGAGCUCACGCAAUGAUAGCAAAGUCGACGUGAUUCCGGACUCUAUGCUCAUUCCAGUCGUCAUCCCGUCUACUGAAGUUGAUCCUGAUCAACGAUGGUCCGACGAAGACAGCGGCGAAACGACUCCUAUGUUCCCUCCCAUUGUCUUCGGCAAUCGCGCGCGCGCUCGCAUACUACUCGCGGAUGACAACGCCGACAUGCGCACAUUCAUCCGGAGCAUUCUCUCCAGGUACUGGGAUGUCUGCGAAGUCGGUGAUGGCCAAGCGGCAUGGGAGAUGUUGCAAGCAGAUCCAAACUCAUAUGAUCUACUGAUAUCCGACGUCAUCAUGCCUCGCAUGGAUGGCCAGGAACUGGUCAAAGCGAUACGAAGUGAUGAGCGGUUCAUUGGGAUGCGCAUCAUCUUGUUGAGCGCGUAUGCUGGAGAGAAGACGGGCAUAGAAAGCUUGAUAGCGGGAGCUGACGACCACCUGACGAAGCCCUUUUCGACCAGGGAGCUUCUCCUUCGAUCUCACGCACAUCUCCAAUGGGCUGCCAUACAAUCAGAACUCCGGGCUCGCGUUGAAGAGCGUACUCAGGCCUUGGAAGAAUCCAGGGAGACAUUCCGAAGGCUCAGCGAUCUGCUACAAGAAUGGCCCAAUGUGCUUCAUCCCGACGAUCGCGAGCAUGCGGUUCAACUCUACCUCAAGGCUAUUGCUGAGGGUGUAGGGUUCUCCGUGCCUUUGGAGACUCGCAUCCGCGAUCGCUUAACCGGUCUGAUCGUUGAUAUCGCUUAUGAUUUGCAGCCGGAGCUGGAUGGCGACGGCGAAUGCACGGGGUUUGUGGGUGUGUUCACCGAUAUCACAAUGCUCCGCGAACUGCAACGGGAGUCUAUGGCAUCUGAACAGGCUGAAAAUAGGGAAGAGGCGGAACAGAAUCGGCAGCUGCAAGAACAGUUCAUCGACAUCACUUGCCAUGAACUCCGAAAUCCACUGAAUGCGAUCUCGAACUGCGCAGAGCUUCUUGGAGAAUCUCUCCGGCGCAUCAAAAGCAUACAAGAGCAUCUUCGGCAAGACCCUCGGUGGUCGGAAUUCGCAGAAUUUUGCCAACCACUUCAAGCCGACCUCGACGAAGAUUUGGAAGCGGUUGAAACCAUCAUCCUGUGCAGUAGACAUCAAAAACGUAUAGCGGAAGACGACGUGCUUCACAUAUCUAAACUCAGUGGUCAUCUGAUUACGCUCGUGGACACGGAGUUUGAUGCUGAAGAGACGAUACAAUGCACUAUCAAACAAUUUGCUUUGGAGGUUCGGGCAAAGCAUAUCGACCUCAUCUACGAGCGAGAUUCGUCAUUAGAUCAUAUCGGCGCCGUAGUAGGGGACGAAGGCCGGUUCAAUCAGAUGUCGGUUCACGACUGUCUCGUCAUCGCUAUGCUAACGGCGUUCGCCAGCUGUGUCAAUCUGCUUUCCAAUGCGAUAAAGUUCACGGAGAACAUGCCGACACGUCGGAUUCGCGUUCGACUUGGUGCAACACGAGUCAUAGACGAUCCGGACGGGGAACAAGAUGACGGGGCCCCAGGGGACGAACUUCUUCCUCUCUGCAAGGUUUCAAAUUACUGCACGAACGACUCCGAAGAGGGUGCUCCAGUCUUACUUCACGUAGCCGUCAGCGAUACAGGUCACGGCAUGACUGCCGAGGAGCAGAGCCGCAUCUUUCGGAGAUUUGCGCAAGCCUCGCCCAAGACAUAUCGCGAGUUCGGUGGCAUCGGGCUCGGCCUCUGGAUAUCGCGAAGCUUUGCCGUCAAUUCCGAACACUCAGAAGUAGUAACUGUCGAAACAGUAUUCCGAUUCCACAUCAAAGUCAAACGCGGGCAGCUUGAUCGCAUACACGAGAGCAGCGAUAACGAAGCUUCAGGCUUCAGUAUUCUAACAGACGGCUUCACGCAGAACAUCCUACCAAACAGCCACGGAAACGUCUUUGUACACGAACAUCAGCAACACUCCUCGCGCCCGCGCGUGUUGGUCGUAGAAGACAACAAAAUCAAUCAGAAACUACUCUCGAGGAUCUUGAGGGGCUUGGACUGCGACGUCAUAACUGCCAAUGACGGCGCAGACUGCAUUGCGAAGAUAGAUGCUCUUAUUUGCGAACCGGAUACUCCUGCAUUCGACCUGAUACUCAUGGAUCUUGAAAUGCCAGUGAUCGACGGCCUCCAAGCAACUCAGAAGAUUCGCGCAGCAGAAGCCGAUGGGAGGUAUCCCCUCCGACAUCGAAUAGUAGCCGUCACGGCCAACGCGAGGCAACAGUAUGCGGACAUGUCGAGCGCCAUGGGCAUGGACGGAUUCUUGCGGAAACCCUAUUCAAAGGCUGAAGUAGCAGAGAUCGUCCGCACAUUCACGUCGCGAUGA